AUGAACACUUCGAAGAAUACGGAAUACCAAGGUGUUAUCAUUAUUGUUCAAGUAGAUUUCGAUUGGGCAGUAGAAUUGAAUCGAUAUACUCUGACACCUGUCGGACUUUGGCCUGUGAGCAAGCAAACUACAUGGGAAAAGUAUAUGUGUAAUAUACGUACGCUUCUCGUUUUCACGACAUUAAUUGUUAUUUUGAUUCCUGCCGUACAUUUUCUGAUAAGAGCUCAUGGAAAUGUUACACUAAUGAUUGAAAAUUUACAAUAUACAUUGCCAAUCUUUACAGCCACACUAAGAAUUGCGAUUUUUUGGUGGAAGAAAGAAGCUCUGUCAUCUUUGAUGGAUAUGAUUGCUGACGAUUGGAUAAAAGAAAAAACUUCUUGGGAAAGAAUGAAAAUGAUUACACGAGCGCAAACUGCUCGUACAAUCGCAAAGUUCAUGUAUAGCAUGAUGGGAACAUCUUUCAUUAUUGCAAUAUUAAUGCCCAUUUGCGGCAUUUCCAUGUCAUCUGUAACGAACGAUACUAAUUCAGAGAAACAAUUGCCAUUUCAGACAUUGUAUUAUAUAUACGAUACGAGUAAAAGUCCGCAAUACGAAUUAACGUUUAUAUCUCAAACUAUCUCCAUGUUCUUUACUGUUUUGCCUAACACAGGCAUAGAUAAUUUUCUUAAUCUUUUGGUAUUUCAUGUCUGUGGUCAACUAGAUAUCCUGAAGAAUCGCAUCACGCAUCUAGAUCAAUUCACGAAUUACGCUCAUGUUUUAAAGAGCUGCGUGGCGGAUCACACAAGAAUAAUCAGGUAAUCACGCUGUCAUUCAUCACAUAUGU
Molecule: messenger RNA, 823 nt
Organism: Nylanderia fulva
Lineage: Eukaryota; Metazoa; Arthropoda; Insecta; Hymenoptera; Formicidae
Source: RefSeq, a predicted model, not a curated record